GCGCUGUGCCGGUGGGUACCGGGCAGUGUGCGUGUGAUCUCCGCAUCAGUCCGGGUCAGGCUGCCCCUGAGCAGGGUUACACGAGCCCUGCUGCUGCUGUGGCCUAGCAGAUGGAGCGUACCUUUGCCCUGCAUUGGGGGCCGGCAGCGCCGAACAUGCAGCCCACUACUGAUGGCAGUAACUCACUGAUUGUAACUGAGCGCGGAGACACGCAGAAUGAAGCUUAAAGAGAUUGAUCGUACUGCAAUGCAGGCCUGGAGCCCCUCCCAGCAGCAUCCAAUAUACCUAGCAACAGGAACAUCUGCUCAGCAGCUAGAUGCUACAUUCAGCACAAGUGCCUCCUUGGAGAUCUUUGAACUAGAUUGGGAUGAUCCCUCACUGGACAUGAAGUCAUGUGCUACAGUUGAAUCCUCUCACAGGUUCCAUAAGCUAAUUUGGGGGCCACACAGAAUGGACUCGGACAGCAGUGUUUCAGGCAUUUUAAUAGCUGGAGGCGAAAAUGGAAAUGUCAUUCUUUACGACCAAGCUAAGAUUUUGGCUGGUGAUAAUGAUGUAGUGAUCACUCAACAGGAUAAACAUACUGGACCAGUAAGAGCUUUGGAUGUGAACACAUUUCAGACAAAUCUCGUAGCUUCUGGUGCUAAUGAGUCUGAGAUUUACAUCUGGGAUUUGAAUAACUUUGCUGUUCCCAUGACACCCGGCGCCAAAUCUCAGCCUCUAGAAGAUAUCAGCUGUAUUGCAUGGAACAGGCAAGUUCAGCACAUCCUGGCUUCCACCAGCCCAAGUGGUCGGGCCACUGUCUGGGACCUCCGAAAAAAUGAGCCUAUUCUAAAAGUCAGCGACCACAGCAACAGGAUGCAUUGUUCUGGAAUGGCUUGGCACCCUGAUGUUGCUACCCAAAUGGUCUUGUCUUCAGAGGAUGACCGGCUCCCUGUAAUACAAAUGUGGGAUCUUCGUUUUGCCUCUUCUCCGCUGCGUGUUAUGGAAAAUCAUACAAGGGGCAUUUUGGCUAUUGCUUGGAGUGCUGCGGACCCAGAAUUACUUCUGAGCUCUGGAAAGGAUUCAAAAAUACUGUGUUCAAAUCCGAACACUGGAGAGGUUUUAUAUGAGUUGCCAACAAACACUCAGUGGUGCUUUGACAUCCAGUGGUGCCCUCGGAACCCAGCUGUUCUCUCCACUGCCUCUUUUGAUGGACGUAUUAGCAUUUACUCCAUUAUGGGAGGAAGUAAUGACAACCUCAGCCAGGUGCAGGCAGAUAAGCUGUCUUCAUCUUUUGGGAACAUGGACCCAUUUGGCACCGGACAACCGCUUCCUCCUUUGCAGCUCCCCCAACAGCCCACACAGCAGAGUACGGUUCUUCCUUUGAAAAAACCUCCAAAGUGGCUGCGUCGGCCUGUUGGAGCCUCCUUUUCUUUUGGGGGGAAGUUGGUAACUUUUGAGGCAGAGAAGACUCAACCAACACAACAGCAUCCACAAGCACCCCAGCACUUCCAUGUGUAUAUCAGUCAGGUGGUCACAGAGGAGGAGUUCCUGAACCGCUCUAACAAACUCCAGGAUGUGGUGGGCACAGGGGCAUUCUUCGAAUACUGCCAGAAGAAAAUCGAUGAGGCCAAGAGUGACUUUGAGAAAAAUGUGUGGUCCUUCCUAAAGGUAAAUUUUGAAGAUGAUUCUCGGGGCAAGUAUCUGGAGCUCUUGGGAUUCAGAAAGGAGGAUCUCGGUGCAAAGAUUGCAUCAGUUCUGAGCCACGAAGAUGGAAAAGAUCAGGCUGCAAAAGAAUCAGACCGAACUGUAGAGAGUUAUGAGGAAGAGGGUGAGCCUGCAGAAGAGCUGAUCUUGGGGGAGAAUCUAAAUGUGGAUAAAAGAGAGGGUGGUGAUGCUGUGCCGCCAGGUGAAACAUUUAAUAUAUCAGUGAGCGGAGAUGUAGAUGGACUUAUUACUCAAGCACUGCUGACUGGUAACUUUGAAAGUGCAGUUGAUCUUUGUUUGCAUGAUAAUCGCAUGGCAGAUGCGAUAAUACUGGCCAUUGCUGGUGGACCUGAUUUACUGGCUAGGACUCAAAAAAAGUACUUUGCUAAGACACAGAGCAAAAUAACAAGGCUGAUCACUGCUGUAGUAACCAAGAACUGGAGUGAGAUUGUUCAGUCAUGUGACCUGAAGAACUGGAGGGAAGCUUUGGCUGCAGUACUGACCUAUGCAAAGCCUGAAGAAUUUGCCUCUCUGUGUGAUCUGUUAGGCUCUAGACUUGAGAAUGAGGGUGACCUUUCCCUCCAGACACAAGCAUGUCUGUGCUACAUCUGUGCAGGAAAUGUAGAGAAAUUAGUGGCCUGCUGGACCAAAGCCCAGGAUGGAGCAAGCCCUCUCUCCUUGCAGGAUCUCAUAGAGAAGGUGGUUAUCCUACGUAAAGCAGUGCAGGUCACGCAAGCUGUGGAGACACAUGAUGUGGGAGCCCUGCUGGCGGAGAAGAUGAGUCAGUAUGCCAACUUGCUUGCUGCUCAGGGUAGCCUUGUAGCUGCUAUGGCCUUUUUGCCCAGUAACACCAACCAGCUGAACAUUGUGCAGUUGCGUGACAGAUUAUCUCGAGCGCAAGGAGAGAAUGCUCCUAGUAUUACAGCACCUCGUGGAGGACCAGCUGGUGUACCCCAGCCUAUGUCAGCACACAUGAAACCAACACCUGACAACCAGUACUACCCUCAGGCUAGAAUUGCCCCUACUGUCACUUCCUGGAGUAACAAAAACCCUACUGCCCUUGCCAGCUUUGCACCUGCUGACUCCUCCUUUGACACACAGAGAGAAAAUGCCCCACCAGCUGGCUUUAAUAUACCUGGUACCAUGUAUCCGUCUCCCCUAGGGGCUACAGGACCACCACCAGAUAUGACCAGCAAUCCUUAUAACAUGAGCUCACAGAUGGGUCCUCGGCAACCAUAUCCACAGAACUAUCCACAGUCACAACAGUAUUCUUAUGGUUCUGGGGGACAAGCUGUCUAUAAUCCCCAAGCAUCAACCUCAGUACCUUCUGCCUCCCCCUACCAUACCUCUCCUUAUGCCUCGUCUUCCCACUCUGCUCCUCAGCCUCACUAUUCUAUGCAACCUCAGUCCUCUCAAGUGUCAUCGUCUUCUCCUUCUUCCACUUUCCCUCCUCCUGGAGCAUCCUUCCAGCAUGGCGGACCUGGAGCUCCUGCUGCCUCUGCUCCUUAUGCAAUGCCUCCUCCUGGACCUACAGGUACUCUGCCUGCUGCCAGUGAACUGCCUGCAUCCCAAAGAACAGAAUUUUCCUUUGUUCAAGAUAUGACAACUUACCUGCAAGGGCCUCAGAAUGGAUGGAAUGAUCCGCCUGCGCUCAGCAGGAAUUCAAAGAAAAAGGUUUUAGAAAACUAUAUGCCCCCACCUCCGAUCACAGCUCCCAUAAUGAACCCUUUGGCAGACCCACAGUCCCAGCAGCAACAAGUCCCGGUGUCUGGAGCUCCUGUCACAUCAGUACCAUUUCAACCCUCUCAAAUACCCCUUGGGCAGCCAGAUUUACAGAACACAUUCCCAAACAUGCCACCUCACAUGGGACAACCUGGUGUGCACCUUGGUUCCUCAAAGCCUAAUACUGAAGGUGCUCCAGGUGCACCAAUUGGCAACACUAUACAGACCAUGCACACGCUGCCCGCUGAGAAAAUCAGUAAGAACCCCAUUCCUGAGGAGCACCUUAUCCUGAAGACCACGUUUGAGGCACUGAUUCAGAGAUGUUUGUCUUCUGCCAUCGACCCCCAAACCAAAAGAAAGUUGGACGAUGCUAAUAAGAGGCUGGAGUCCCUAUAUGACAAACUAAGGGAGCAAACGCUAUCCCCUGCAAUAAUUGCAGGUUUGCACAACAUUGCCAGAAGUAUUGAGUCUCGGAACUAUAUGGAAGGGCUGAACAUGCAUACUCACAUAGUUAGCACCAGUAAUUUUAGUGAGACCUCUGCCUUUAUGCCGGUACUCAAAGUAGUCCUUACCCAGGCCAACAAACUUGGUGUGUGAGUUCUUUUCUCAUAAACUUCUUCUUGAAGGGGAAAACCAAGUUUCUACCCCGUGCAAUGGAUGAUGGAUCAUGGACUAGCAUGGUUUUAGAAUUUCCAGAACUGAAGACCAACUGACUCCAGAAACAAUUUUUAAACUUUAUUUUUUAUUCAAUUUUUUUUUUUUUUUUUAAAGCUCUAUUUCUCCAAAUAUUAAUGUAUUUCAUGGAUUAUUCACAGCAUGUCAUUAUUCAGGUUUCUACAAUCAUGAUAUUGAAUAUCUGACCAGGGCUUUUAUAUUUUAAUGGUUCACAUUUCAGAAAGAUUUGGUUGCCAAAUUAUAUCAUCUAGAAUAAAGUAUGUGGUCCAAAAUCAUAAA
Molecule: messenger RNA, 4362 nt
Organism: Pseudophryne corroboree (corroboree frog)
Lineage: Eukaryota; Metazoa; Chordata; Amphibia; Anura; Myobatrachidae
Gene: SEC31A
Product: SEC31 homolog A, COPII coat complex component
Exons: 29
Coding region: 217-4005 (1262 amino acids)
Biological process (GO): endoplasmic reticulum to Golgi vesicle-mediated transport; COPII-coated vesicle cargo loading; intracellular protein transport
Cellular component (GO): COPII vesicle coat; endoplasmic reticulum exit site
Molecular function (GO): protein binding; structural molecule activity
Source: RefSeq, a predicted model, not a curated record